UGACAGCGCAAGCGGAUCUCACCAUCACCUCUCGGCACACUUUUCUCACUCCUGGAUGUGAAAACAACAACAAAACAACAAACAAACUAAAAAACGGGAUUGUUUAUAGUGCGUGAAAUCUGCUCAGCGCCAUCUGGAUUAUAUUAAGGCUUUUUCGAUUCAGGCUGCUGUCAAGAAACUGUUAGGUGUUUCUCCCGAGAUGGAAUCAGUGCCACUGGGAACGUCUUAAAGGCAGACAGACGGGACAGCAUAUUUCCUACAGUGGCAGAAUCGGUGGCAGUGCCGGUGUCGCGCGCCGCGUUGUUUCCCAUGGACCUCCGGGUGGGAGAGCGGGGGAUGCGUCCCGGUUCGGACACGGCGCUCCUCACCCCGCUGCACCCGCCGUUACUCCUCACCCCGUUCUCCCCUCAGCCCUGCACCUCCUUCUCUCAACAACAGCUUCACCAGCACAUCCGGUUUAAUAUGGAGCAAAGACGGCGAGAGCAGGAGCAGCAAGAAAAACAACAGGAGCUGCAGCAGCUAAAACACAAGGACAAGAGUCAACAGAGUGCAGUGGCCAGUUCCCUGGUGAAACAGAAACUCCAGGAAGUGAUUCUGAAGAAGCAGAAACAGGCGGCGCUGGAGAGAACCAACUCCAACCCCCUGACUGUCACGCCUGUAGCAUACAGAGAGCUGGCUCCAGACCCCAGUGUUUCCUCCCAGCCUCUGGUCUCCUCCCCCACGCAGCCUGCCUCUGAGGGCUCAGACGAGACGCCGCUCCGCAGGGCAGCGUCAGAGCCCAACCUGAAGGUCAAACACAAGCUGAAGAAACACCUGAACACCCGCAAGAGCCCGCUCACCCGCAAGGAAAGCGCCCCGCCCGCCGUCAAACCCAGAGUACCCGACACACUAGACUCGUCCCCCAGCAGCAGCAGCACUCCAGUCUCUGGCUGUAGUUCACCCAAUGACAGUUUGCCCAAUGAGAAUGGGCUGCUGCCAUCUGCAGGAGGCCUGUCACAUGAGGCCCAGAGGCUGCUGCUCCAGGACGGCUCUCUAGCUAACUUCACCAUCUCAAGUCCCUCCACCCUGCCCACCAUCACACUGGGACUGCCAGCCAACACCAGGGCUGACAGGGAGCUGUCCUCUCUGAAGGUCGGCCGCGUGCCAGUGGUCACAGCAGGGGGCUCGCCCGUCUUCCUUCCCCUGGGCAGGGAGGAGCAGGCCGGCCAGCUGAACCCUCACCUCCAGCCUGUCAUUAUCCUGGAGCCCUCUGGACUGGUGCACACUCCACUGCUCGCUGUUCCAGGCCUCAGCCCAGUCCCGCUGCAGUUCGCCCCCCAGUUAGACCGCCUGGCUCCAGGGGGCGCUCAGUCCCACAAACCCCUGAGCAGAACGCGUUCGGAGCCCCUCCCUCAGAGUCCCCGGCCCCUGCACACACACCUCCUCCAACAGCAACACAACACGCAGCUGCUGGAGAGGCUCAAACAGCAGACUCACCUGGGCAAGCUGAUGUCUAAGUCCAGUGAGAAGCCCAGACUGCGUCAGAUCCCCUCUGAGGAAAUGGACUCAGAGGACGGGGGCGGGACAUCGCCUGCAGAACCCGCCUAUCAGAGCAGAGGGAGGGCGGAGUCGCUGAGGGAGGCGGAGCCAACAGCAGCUGACGGCCAGGGAGAGCAAAUCAACCUGCAGCAUGCACUCAUACUCAACCAGUCGCUGCUAUGGGAACAGCAGAAGCAGCUGCAGCAGCUGCGUCGACAGACCGCCCAGAUGGAGACGCUGGCAGUGCCCAUGAUGACCCACGUUGGCGGCGGGGCGGGCGUCCAUCGCCCACUGUCUCGCACGCAGUCGUCCCCGGCCUCCACCUCGCUCAGCCUGCCGGAGAAACCCCUGAGCCUGGCCGCACCGGACGCCUCCAGCAAACCUCGCUUCACCACUGGCCUGGUGUACGACUCUCAAAUGCUGAAGCAUCAGUGUACAUGUGGAGACAACAGCAGUCACCCAGAGCAUGCUGGGAGGAUACAGAGCAUCUGGUCCCGGCUACAGGAGAGAGGCUUGAGGGGGAAGUGUGAGAGUAUCCGUGGUCGGAAAGCCACCCUGGAGGAGCUGCAGUCGGUCCAUACGGAGCGUCAUGUCCUGCUCUACGGCACCAACCCGCUCAACAGACUCAAACUGGACAACCGCAAACUGGCCGGAAUCCUUUCUCAGAGGAUGUUUGUGAUGUUGCCGUGUGGAGGUGUAGGGGUCGACAACGACACCAUCUGGAAUGAGUCUCAUACCUCCACGGCGUCCCGCAUGGCGGCGGGCAGCGUCACCGAGCUGGCAUUCAGAGUGGCCAAAGGCGAACUGAGGAACGGCUUUGCUGUUGUCAGACCGCCAGGGCACCAUGCAGACCCCUCCAAUCCAAUGGGUUUUUGCUAUUUCAACUCAGUGGCCAUAGCAGCCAAGCAGCUCCAGCACAAACUCAGUGCCAGUAAGAUCCUCAUCGUUGACUGGGACGUUCACCAUGGCAACGGCACCCAAGAAGUGUUCUACAGCGACCCCAGCGUUCUCUACAUCUCACUCCAUCGCUAUGACGAUGGAAACUUCUUCCCCGGCAGCGGGUCGCCAGCCGAGGUUGGUUCUGGAGCCGGAGAGGGUUUCAAUGUGAAUGUGGCAUGGACCGGAGGUCUUGACCCACCCAUGGGUGAUCCUGAGUACCUGGCUGCAUUCAGGACGGUGGUGAUGCCCAUCGCCCAGGAGUUCUCCCCGGACGUCGUGCUGGUGUCUGCUGGGUUCGACGCUGCCGACGGCCACCCGGCUCCUCUGGGAGGGUACAAGGUUUCUGCCAAAUGUUUUGGCUUCCUGACCCGCCAGCUGAUGUCUCUAGCAGGGGGUCGGUUGGUUUUGGCCCUGGAGGGGGGUCAUGACCUCACAGCCAUCUGCGACGCCUCCGAGGCCUGUGUCAGCACGCUGCUAGGCAUACAGGAGCCUUUACCAGAAGAAGUCCUACUCCAGAAGCCCAACGCUAACGGAGUGCGCUCCCUACAGACUGUCAUACAGAUACAGAGUCAGUACUGGCAGAGUGUGAAGGCGUACAGUGGAUCAGUGGGUCUGUCCUACCUGGCUGCUCAGAGCAGAGACUGUGAGGAAACAGAUGCUGUCAACGCCUUUGCCUCGCUCUCUGUGGGAGUCCUCCCCAACAAGAGCCUUCCUGACGAGCCAAUGGAGCACGAUGACGACGACGACUCCAUGUAGAAAAACCCGACCAAUCACCUCAAAGAACCCGCCUUCAGGAAGUUGGCCCCACCAAAUAGCCUUGGAGCUCCUUUGCUGUCACAUGACCAUGAAGGGGACAUAGCAAUGUCGUGAUGCCACUGAGCCCCACCCAUCUGCCUUAUUACACACACAAACACACACACAUACAUGCACACAUUUAAAUGCACACUAUGCGAAACCUCCAUAGACUUGUCACAGGAGCACCUCAAUGCUGUUAACCAUUCAACUCGACCCAAUGGCACUACAUGCAGUUGGGAAACCUCACCAAAGAGCAACACAAUGUCUCUUUAAUGGAUUGUCCGUAUCUUCAGAUUGACUUUGGAUUGUGUGUGUUCAGAAGUCCAGCAUUUCAACUCUGUGACUACUUUUACCUGAUGAGAACCGACCGAAUUCAGACGCUGAUACUGACUCCAGCUGUGCUCCUGAAAACCUGGUUUUACUCUCACAGGAACAGAAAGAAAAAAAAAAACACCCAGCUGGGAGUCUGAUUCCAUUUCUUAUGGUGGAAACACCUGUUUUUUGAAUCACGGGAACAGAUCAAAGUCACAUUCAGAUUCCAAUUCUGAUUGUGGCGACAGUCUUACACAGUGUCUUGAAGCACGAUGUACCAGCAGCUGUGUUUGUUUUUUUUUGCCUUAACUUUGCCUUAACCCAAGGUAGGACCAACAUUCAGAAGGAAGAGACUUGGACUAUGGUUUGCUUUCACUUGUGCCACUUUGCUUUCCAAAUUGAGUUGAACCAAAUGCUGUCACAGCAGGACACAAACCGACUGCAGUCAAAACCCGUGGCAUCAGGUGACGGCGUGCAGCCUAGCAAUACACAGGGUGGACCGAGUGCAAAAAUAUGAAAUGGCUGUACCACAACAAGUGGCCACAAAAGACAGAAAAAGCAAGACAGAGAGAGACUGUCUGUUUUAAUGAUGUCAUUACAUGCAGUUUAACCACUAAAAGAAGACAACAAAGAAGACAACUAGAGGGGGAAAAAAGAGAACAUGAAGACACAAAAUGGACAACUGUGGUUUGAAGUAACAUGGAAAGAGCAAAUGUCCUUGUUGUUUUAUUGCACUGUGCAUUCCAUAAUGUGAACCGUAAGAAAUUCCAAAGCUCUGGGAAAAGAAAAGAAAAAAAAAAAAAAACAAUUCUCUCUAGGUUAUUUAAUUGUCUCUUUGAAGUUUUGGAUGAAAUUUUGUCUUGUUUUUUUUUCAAGCUCCACUUGUAUUCUAAGAUGUCUUACUAAGGCUUUAACUCGAUUUGAGGACAAGUAUUGACCGAAAUACUGUAUGAGUUGUAUUUCCUAUGAAGUUAAUCUGAAAAGUAGGCCAGAUUUUGAAAGCAGGAUAUCUUUGCACUGCUGUUCAAAGAAGUGUCUUAGAUGUGCACACACACACAUACACAAAAAACCUUGACUGCACAUACAAACCAAUGAUGAACCAUAGAUGUACCACUGGUAUUGAAUACUGUAUAUUAUUGUUCAUAUAUGAGACUAAAUGAGCGUUCAUUCCUACCACAGCACCAUUGAGGACCAUUGUAUUGUUCUAUGGUAGCAAUAACCUUAAUGCACUUAACAGACGUCACCCAAAGAAAGCUGCCUCGAGUAUGCCUGUACUUGGCGGUGGGACUGUACAAAACAAACUUCAGAGGGACCAAUAUGAACACUGCUUUUAUAAUAACUUUUUUUAAUGACCCAGUGUUUGAACCUGUGGAUUCAAGUGAACGUCAUGUAUGCAGACUUUUGUAUAACUAUUCAUUCUGAUGAUCACGUCUUGAAUGUCCACAUAAAGUACAUGCUGUGCAAGUAGAAAAGGUUGGAGAGGACUGGUUAAGUUUUCUUGACUUUUUUUUUUUUUCCAUUAUCAAAAAAUACAGUAGUUAGUCUUUGACUUCCAGGCCUCAUCCAGGUCUUGUUGAGUUUUUAAUCCAUAUGAGACCUCACUGUGCUUACCACAGUUUGGUGGAACAUCAGUUUAUUGUUGUAAUUUGUUGGAACAGGUCAAUCCCAACCAGCACUUCAUCUCACUUGACCAUCAAUCAGAGAUGCAGCAGAUGCUAUGCCAAACAUGCUAACAGGUCUUAAAAGUGUCUUAUACCCUCUCUGUACUGCACCAGCCACUCUUGUUAGCUGAUGUUUGUAGCAGAAAUCAUAUCGAUCCAGGCCAAAUUCAUUUGUAGUUCAACAGGCAAAAUGCCUUAUUGGCUGUAAAGCGUGUAUUUAUAUGAUUACAUUGAAGUUCUUUGUAAGUUAAUAAGUGCCCUUUUGUUUGGGGUAAUA
Myripristis murdjan (pinecone soldierfish) is the source of this 5502-nucleotide messenger RNA. It is a transcript of the gene hdac7a, whose product is annotated as histone deacetylase 7a. The transcript has 26 exons. Bases 310 to 3213 code for a protein of 967 amino acids. The record is from RefSeq and is a predicted model, not a curated record. Lineage: Eukaryota; Metazoa; Chordata; Actinopteri; Holocentriformes; Holocentridae. Gene Ontology annotation, molecular function: histone deacetylase activity. Gene Ontology annotation, biological process: negative regulation of transcription by RNA polymerase II.